CGUCGUCGUGAUGUCCUUCGUCGUCGAUGUUGAUCCUCCUCGUGGACGUGAUCACGUUGAUUACGAUCGGCGUCUGCGUGAUCACGUUCGUGAUCGUGGUCGUGAUCGUGAUCCUCUACGAAGUCAUCAUCGAGAUCCCGAUCAACGCAAUCAUCAUCGUCGUCGUGUUCUUCCUCGCCGUCGAGAUUACCUACGUGAUUGUGAUCUUCUUACACUACAUCAAAGAACACAAGCACUACGCAUACUUAUACUCCCGGUCGGGGGGUGCGUGCCAAGCAUGGUUGGACAAUCUCUUGUCCAAGUACGGAGUGGUAGCUGGCGACUUGCACACCAAGAUCAACUGGGAUGAUCUAAAGGCGGCAUGGAAUAAGCGGUUGCAAGUAGAGCCGCCGGAGAUCAAGGCAAUGGACAAGCUAAUGGUCUUUGAACAAGGCACGCUGCCGAGUACCGACUGGAUUGCCGAGUACCAAUGCUUGACAUCCGUCCCAGACAUUCAAAUGGGCUUCAAAGCCAUCCGCCACUAUUUUAUCUCAAGGUCGUGUCCGACAUUGAGCAAUGCUUUGACUCAUGUCGAGGACACCCUGACGACAACGGCAAAACUAUUUGACAAGGCCGCGCAGAUUAUUGUCACGAACAAGGAGGCUAAGAACCUGCGUUCGUCUGCAGCAGGCCCGAGCAGAGAUCAGCAUCGGCCGAAAGUGGCCGUGGUCGCGGCGACAACACCGCUUGACCAAACUACCGAGGCUAUGUCUGCCAAUGAAGGGGACAGACUCGCAGCCGCCUGGGAAGGUGGCCGCCCCGGCAAAGGCCGAGGACGUGGCAAGCGUGGAGACGAGGAGUCGGAUGAACUGCGUGAAAUGCUUCAGAAGCUAACUCUGAGCAACGAUGCUGUGUGGGAGAGGGAACGAUUGCGGCCACCUGUUGAAGCACCCUGGAUCAUUCUUGGCCCAUACUACGUACUCUGCCUGAUGCUUGACGUUAUCUUCAACAACCGGCCACUUCAGCGGUUCUGGUUCCUCGAGACUGUAGCAAGGAUGCCCUACUUCUCAUACAUCUCCAUGCUUCACUUAUAUGAAACACUUGGAUGGGGUAUGAAUCUGGCAAACUUUCACAAUCUGUCUAUCUUGUCUAUCACUGCGAGGAUGUGCUGGUUCCCAUUCCUGCUGGUGACAAAUCCACUCCUUGGGGUCGAAUUCCAUGUCCUUGAUGCUGAGGUCAGGCCGNUAUUCAGCUAUUGUUCCUGUUUUGCUGGUUUUGUCUUGUCUCCAGAUCCACUCCUUGGGGUCGAAUUCCAUGUCCUUGAUGCUGAGACUAUUGAGGAAGAAGAAGAAGCCUCUGAAGAAGGGGGAGAGAGACUUAUCAGGCGGCGUGCAGAAAGUGGCGAGACAAGUGAGAUCCGGGGAGAAGUAUUUGUCAAGCCAUUGGACUGGUAUGACCAGUAUUCUUAUUCCAGUGACAAGUUAGAAGAAACAGAAGAAGAACGAGACACAUUCAUAACAAGGCUAGCACUAGUAACAGAUCAAAGGGAGAGAGAGCUGAUGCUGGAAGAAAAACGCACUGAACUACAUAACAAGAUGCUAGCGACAAAACGCAAAGAGCUUGAUGAUAGAAAGAAGUUGCAAGCAGAGGGGGCGAGGUUACAUAGCGAGCUACAAGCACAAAGGGAAAAGCAAGCGGCUAUUGAAGAAAAACUCGCCCUCCUAACUGAAACAGUUCUCCAUACGAAACAGGAAUAUAUCAACAAAUUGGAUGAUCAUCUCACUCGAACCUUCACUCCCGCCGUGAUUGAGAGAAUAGUGCAGUGUAGCGGCGGAGGAGGAGGUGGUGACGGAGACGGGGAUGGAGGCGAUGGAGAUAAGAAAGGAAAGGGAAGACAGCGAGAAGGAGGAGCAGGGACCAGCAACAAAAUUAAAGUUAAAAUUCCAUGGACGUACACCGGCAAAAGGGAAGAAAGCGUGUUGCAUUGGAUGGCGGYUGUAGAGUCUUAUGUCUACGGACAACGGAUUCCCUAUUGGGAUAGGGUCUUGAUGGCCACUUCGUGUAUGGCCGAUGACGCGAUGAGUUUUGCCAUCUCGUUACAAAAGGAAGCAGGAUGUAGUUCGAUGGUAGAGUUUUCCCAACAAACCCGCAUUGAAGACUUUCUCAAAGCCGUCAGGGAGAGGUUCGAAGAUAAGAAUCUCGCCCGAAGAACCGAAAUGUUAAUCUUGAACCUUCCUGACAGGAAGUGGAAAAGCACGUCGGCACUAAAAGCUACCAUGGAUGAGUUGUUGCAGUGCACCGAACAUGGGUUAACCCCGGCUCAAAUUUUGAACAGUUUUGCUCGCGCCUUACCGGAUCCCAUCCGAACUCAGUUAUAUCCCCGCACUAAAGAGGACGGGAUGACCUAUGAAAAAUUUACGCCAUAUGGACUAGCAACGCUUCCACAGCAGUUUGGGCAGGGGCUUCCAUAUCAAUACCAGGGAGCUACAUCUCAAGGUCCGGGGCCGUAUCUUGGUCAAAUGGCGAGCAACGGUCAGUACCAAGGAUACGGACGUGGGAGUGGGGGGAAUUACCAAUCACGUGCCUUCUUCACCAUGGAACACGCAGAUUUCAUUGACAAGCUGAAGAUGAAGGAAGCUAUUGACGAAGCCAGGAAGAGAGAUCUGGAUGAAAUCGCUAGAUUGAAGGAGAUGGGGAGAGAGGAAGCGAAGCCAAGAGAAAAGCAGAAGGAUACAGGGAGGAAGCCGACUGGGAAUGAGAAAGGGAAGGGUAAGAGUGUUGGCGAGGGCAAGGAAGAUGAGAUGAAGAAAUGGGUAGCAGAAAACUUUGGAGGCUCACUGAAGAUUUUGACUGAGAAGCUAGAAGUGGUAGAAAGGAAGUCGAAGCUGCAGGAGAGUGAGGUGGAGGAGCUUAGAAUGUUAAGAGCUGAGAAGGAACUAAGGGAUCUCAGGGAGAGCUCCAGCAAUGAAAAAAGAAAGCGGGAUUCGACUCCAGUCAGGCCGAGGGGGGGUAAGGUUAGAUCACGCACCGGCCUACUGAAGAAAGGUGGGAGAAGUAAAACCAAUGCUCACGUGGAGGUAUCAUCUGAUGAAGGGAGCAAGGAAAAGGAUGUUGUAGUCCAGAAUUUGGAAGGGAAACCGCAGGACUCGAGUAGCAGCCUAGCUGAGGCAUUAGUUUUGAAAGAUCUAAUCAGGGAGUUGCUGGCUGCAAAAGGCGACGGCGCAGGUUGUGGAGGGGAGGAAAGGAAGGCUGAAGAGAAGAAGACUGGAAAGCCUGAACGGGGUGGGCCGGCCGCGGGGGCUAUGGAGGCUCAGGUGGAACAGGAACCUGGGACUGUUGUGGAACCAGGGAAGGAGGAACUAGCACAUGGACUCUACGUCAGGGAUCGGGUAGUAUACUACGAUGCUAUGCACUACACGGAAAUCCAGGCCCUAUGUAAGAAGAAGGGAAUUGCUUACAAGAAGAAGGAAGCGGGGGUAUGGGAACUAGCAAGGUUGGACUUUGAAGUGCUGCAGAAGUUGGAGAAGCCCGAAGAAGAGGAGGUUGCUGCAAAUACGACCAGUGAGGAGGAUGGGGAUGGAUCGGAAGAAAGUUCUGAGGAGGAAAGAGAAUCUGGGGAUGAUGACAUUGUCGGGAAUUGAACUAAGCUGAGCAAGCGAUCUCUGCUGAGAGCUUGCAAGAAAGAGAUUGCUUUAUCAAGUAAACUUGGGGGGGAUGU
Molecule: messenger RNA, 3697 nt
Organism: Chara braunii
Lineage: Eukaryota; Viridiplantae; Streptophyta; Charophyceae; Charales; Characeae
Source: the annotation of a GenBank genome assembly